GUUUCUGCAAAAACCGACGUCAUCACAGCGCGACGGCUUCAAAACGGACGCAGUCUAGACAACAGCUAGCAGUUUCUGCAGUUAUCAUAUCCGUUUAGCGGAUACAAAAUAAUAUGUUCAUAGUUUUUACAUUGACAUCACACAUAGUGGAAGUCUUGUAGCUUUAGUCUCAAUGCGUAGCUGUUAUCCUACCCGCUUCCCGCUCUCCUGAAGAGGCACGAGCUGUUAGCUGCUAGCUGUGAACGGGUUGGCGCUGAUGGACGAGCUGCCGCAUCUUCCACCUGAAGUUUGGGUCUACGUGUUCAGCUACCUGAGCACGGACGAGAAGCACACGGUCCGCACCGUCUGCAGGCAACUCAAGAGGCUCGUCGACCACCCGUCCCUAUGGCGGGACUACACGGUGGUGCUGUCCGACCUCCGCCGCUACACCUACGGCUUCUGGGACACCUUGAACCACCGCAAGCUCACCCGGGUAGCGGUGCGCCACCUGCGGCGCAAAGAGUGGCGUCGGCUCGUCAAGUUCCUGCCGUCCCUCACGGCUAUCGUGUUCGUGGACGGAGGACGGGUCUACAAGGGCAAAUACCUGGACAACCUGUCCCGGUUCCCCGACUUGAGGGAACUAGGGGUUCGGAACGCCAACUGGGACGAACCGGUGAUCGGGAGGAGUCUGACCGGGCAGCUGCACGAGCGGCUGACGCACCUGAGCGCGUGUAACGUCCGGCUGCCCUGCACGGUGGAGUUUAUUAACGCCGUGUCCCACCUGGUGAACCUGCGGUACCUGGUGUUCCACCAGCAGGGGGAGGGCUACGGGCUGGACACGGUGAGGCCAGUGCCCUGCGGCGUCUUCCACAACCUGCUGCUGAGCCUCAAGAAGCUGAAGCACCUUUCCUGGGGGAUGAGGGGGGAGCCGCCAGAGCCGCUGCCCGAUGACUACCUCAGCCCCUCGGACCCGGUCAAUCCAGGAGCGCCGCGGUACGGCGGCCCAGCGCUGACCAGCCUGGAGCUGGUGGAUUACCCAGAAACCAUCCUGCCAGAGAACGCACUGAGGAGCCUGACCUCACUCAGGUCUCUGACUAUCCGCUACAGGUACAUCAGAGAGGGCAUCGCGUGCCGCCUCACCUCCUGGCUGAGUCCCCUCACACAGCUGGAGACCCUCACCAUCAUCGGAGGAAAUUCUCUAGCCGCCUAUACGACCACCAUCCCAUCCAGUGUGACCCGGCUGACGCUGCGAGUGGCCAUAACUCUGAAAGACAUGGACUCCAUCGCACCUAAAGUCCCGGGCCUGGAGCACCUGGACAUCGAGCAGAACCGCUCCAGUGGCAGCCUCUGCAGACGGAUCCCCAUGUUGUUUCCUCAGCUCAGGACGCUCAGGAUACGGUUCUUCCGUCGGGAACCGGAGAAAGACCUGCUGAGCCUCAACCGGCUGCGCCACCUGGUGCAGCUGGAGCUGCUGGUGGAGCGCUCCUUCAUCCUGAGGGAUUACCUCAACGGCCACCCGUGGCCCAGCCCCAGCGUCCGGGCGCUCAUCAAUCAGCUGCGAGAGCUGUCGGAGAACAGGAUCACCGUCAUCACCACCAUGCGCCAGAGAAGCCCACUACGGGAGUGUGACUGUGUGUGGGAGGGCGACUGAAGAGGGGCAAGGACACUGCGCUAAUCUGUUUUUUAUUCCUCCUGGAGAAGAAGAAGACAGAGCCGGGUCCAGAAGGCUGAAUUAAAAAUGAAUUAAGACAGACAUACACAUUAGUAGGGUUGGCCAACAUUUCAUGAAAUUACAAUUCCUUUAAUUACUACGGUCUUCAGACUUUCAAAUCAGGAAUCUUAUAAAAGAGUCGAGACAUGACAGCGAUUGGAUGACGAAUCGAAGAUUAGAGCGAUGGCUGCCAUCUUUUUUGGCUCCAGACCCCUUCGAAAUGAAGCACCGAAGCUCACCAAAGGGUGCAUACCACGUCUGGCAACGUGAGACAUCUGAUUCCAGGUCUCGCUGCGUUACAUAAGGUCGCCUGGCGAUGGCGUCCUGUCCCCUUUGUGCACGCGUCAGAAGUGGAAUCCUUAUCCAGUUCUAUCGCCGCAUCGGGACGCUCUUUUACUCCAACUGGAUGAAGGAUUGGCGUUCUCAAAGAAACCAGCUGAGCAGACGUCAGCCCGUCACUGAAGAAAACAGGAAGAAGCACAAGGACGCCAUCGCUCUGUAGAGCCCGACCGAUACAAAUAUCUGGUUAUUUAAAAGUCCAAGAUUCCCAUAUAUCGGACAAUAUACAUUUUUUAAAUAAUCCAGUAACAAAACAAACAGAUUAGUUAUUUGUGGUUAUAGGAGUUCUCACUAAAAUAAUGUCAUAAUUUGUUUUAUUGUCACAACAGAACAGAGGAACGUCAAAAUAUAUUAAAGUUCUGAUGAAGUGUAUAAAAAAUCCAAAAAAUACUAAUAAUGCCAACAGGGACGUUGUGGAGCGUCCUCUAGUGGACAGACUAUGGAAGGGAUGUCAUUGUUGAAUCAAUCUAGAAGUUGGUGCUGUGAAAGUGUACGUUACACAGAGGGAAUCAUGAAGACAGCACGUAACCACGGAGACCGUGUAGUUAAGUGGACGAAAGAGCCCUUCUAAAAUGGAGCCACGUCUCAGAUCUUUGAGUUUUUGGAUUGCGUUAGUUGACAUUGAGCCUUUAAGAAAGUUUUGCUUUUUAUAUAUUUAGUUGUCAGGGCUGGGUAUAAUAAUGUUGAAAUCUUUCCUUCACUCUUUCAGUAGCACACUCAGAAGAAAAGUUGUCCCCGCCCCCCCCCUGCUGGUUACCUAUCCCGUCCAGAGAAUGGGAUUUGGGAAUGUGAGAAACAGAACCUUUUCUUAGGGCUGUCCCUGACUAAAGAAGCUCUCUGUAAAACAAAGAAUCAUGCAGAAGCACCACUCAGAGCAUGACUGACAACUAAAUGUAUGUUCGUUUCUAUUUUUAUGAAUUGUUACUAGACAACAUUGUUUUUCUUAAAGGAUUUCAUGUUUUCUUUAGGAGAAUUACCCUGGAGCAGGGCAGCACUUGUGUUUUUUUUGGAGUAUCUGCAGGCCGAUCGUUUUUUGAGUUCCCUCUGUUAAAGCUCUGGGAAUCAAUGUGUCCCAUUUCCACCUGCUCCCCAAAUAAUGCAUGACUCCAUUGCAUUUUUUGUUGCAUUUCAUUUGUUAAAAAUAAAGCACUUGUUGCUUAUUGAAUAACGUCCCUAAUCUGCUUUGUUCGUGCUGUGAAAAUCCUUUGAAUGUGGGAAGUUGAAAGCUUGCUUUUCACGUUGAUUACUAAACUAACAGCUGUUGGUUGCAGCACUAAACACUGUCAAAACAAUAUCAAAAUAUCAAAUACAUUUUUUGACGUUCUUCUCGUGACGUUAAAAAUCCGGCGGGCGGCCUGCGUUGGGAUCCUGCCGGGUGUGUUCACGCACUGAAGUUCUUCAUGGAACGCGGGAAAAUCCCUUUUCUUUUUUCACGAGUAUUUAAUUCACACGGAAUAGGCUUUACCGCGUGGUAUCGUUCUAAAAAUCCCGAUCUCGAUUCACCCCGUUCGAUUUCAUUUCAGGUUUUUUUUUAUGACUUUGAUUUCAAUUUACGAGCCGACUGCAUCACCGACGCUGCUACUUUCUCCUGUGCGGUUUUUCAUCCGGACUAUAUGAUUGAAUCCCAGUAAACAUGUCGUGAUAUACAUCGUGAGGAAGAUAUGAAAGGACCUACGUAUAUCAUGAUGGGAGAUUUCGCCCACGUCGCCUUAUAGUACGCGAGACAUUCACACACUGCCCGGCCCGUUUUAAGAAUGUCAGUCUGGUUUUUGAUUUCUCUCAAAGUGUUGAAAUGGAAAAGAAAAGGAAAGGCAGGACGAGGAGUUGGUUCAAUACGAGUGCCGAGUAUUUACCGGGACACGAACAAUUCUUAUUUGGGGGUUUUAUCCAGAGUGUGUUGUAGUUUAUGAUCUUGUAAAUAAAACUUUUUUUGUAGUUCGGGAGUGAAACAUUUUGGUUGUCUGAGCUUUGAUUUCUUUUUUUCCCCACAACUAGAGCUGUCAAUCUUCCUCUGUAAUACCAUUCAAAUUUCAUUUGUUGUCUCAAGAGCAGCCUGUUAUUGACAUGUACUCAGGCUUAUUCAUUGUCAAUGCCACUAAAAGCAUGUGGUUGUUACACGUUCUGUCCACUAUUUUGACAUUUUUGAUGUGUUUAUUUGCUUAAAAAGAAAAGAAGGAAGCAUGCUGGUCGGGAUGACGUGUAUAAGGAUCCAACUCUUCACAAUAAAACCCAUUUGAGACAAUGACUGACUCAGUAGUUUCAGAAAUCAGAAACCCAAAGUGGGACUGUACAGGACUGAACUCAUCAGCAGAUAGCAAAUGAAAAUGUAUGAAUUGGAGUCAAAUUUUCUCCAUUCACUUUGAAUAUUUUUGGAAAUUAUUAAAUUUCUGAAAAUUCUGUAUAGAAGCAUACAUAUCCUAAUUGAGGUGAACUUUCUGAUGUAUGAAUGACGUUUCUAUAUUGAAAAAUGUGGAAAGAGUUAAUGUGUAAAAAUAUGCAAGAAUAAUAAAUACGUAGAAGAA
Etheostoma spectabile (orangethroat darter) is the source of this 4551-nucleotide messenger RNA. RefSeq lists its product as uncharacterized. The record is from RefSeq and is a predicted model, not a curated record. Lineage: Eukaryota; Metazoa; Chordata; Actinopteri; Perciformes; Percidae. The coding region runs from base 257 to 1630 and encodes 457 amino acids. The transcript is spliced from 4 exons. Gene Ontology annotation, molecular function: protein binding.